AUGGCGGAACUCGAGGAUUCGAUCGAAGACCUUCAGGCGAAGCUCCAACAGUAUCAGGAGCAGCUGGAACAAGUGAAUGAAGCCCUCAAGUUGCAGCCUGAAGAGUCCGACCUGCUGAAACUCAAGAGCGACUUGGAAGAAGUCAUUUCCCUCACCAGAGACUUGAUUUCUUUUCAAACACAAGCGCAAACAGAGGCUGAGAAAUCGGACGUUCAGUCGAGCGACGCCCCGAGAGAAGUUUCGCAAGAAAAUGAGAAAGCAAUCGAGGAGAGAUCGGAGAGAGAGAAAGUGCAGGCAGAUGCAGGUGGAGAAAGAGAAGGCAGUGCGGAAGCCUCUGAAGGAGGGGCGAGGUUGACGCAUAUGGCAAGCGGAUCUUCCGUUGUGGGGCGCACGUGUCUCGCCGAAUACGAGGGCAAAAAAUUCUACGCCGAGAUUCUGGAUCUGAAGAAAAGCAAACAAGGCGAGCGAGUCCUCGUGGAGUUCAUUGGGUGGAAAAACCAGCAGGAGUACCCCGUCCACCAGGUUCAGCUUCUUGCUCCAGUCCCGCCGUCGGCUGUCCCUCCAGGUGCAGCCGCCCAAGCCAUUUACUCGGAAGACGGGAAGUGGUACGACUGCGUAGUUGACGAACACACUGCGGGAGGAUACAAAGUCACCUACACCGAAUAUGGCAACUCGGAGGAGGUGAAGUUUGACCAGGUGCGGUUGAAGAAGCCGAAGAACGACGCGCCGAAGAGACGAGUGAAAGAAAUCGUCACUCCGGGUGGAUACAAAAUCCCUCAGUACCUUGCGAUCAAGCCGACAGACACAGAAGCACAGAAGAACUCGAAGAAGCGACGCGUGAAGGCAAUCAAAGCCCAACAGCAGUUGGAAAUGGCUGAGAAAGACGCAGACGACCGUGCGAAAUCUUGGCAGAAAUUCAACAAGCGCGCCAUUAACAAGCGAAUGGUGGGGUACAUGUCAGGGCGGGGUCAUGAGUCAAUGUUUUCCGGCCACGAAGUGAAGACUACUGUCAGUAUCAGUGUCCUGAGUUCGCAGCGAACUACAGUGAACUCCUUUGUGCCGCGCCGUAAACACGAUGUCGACGAAGAGCUGAUUACUGAUGACUGA
Neospora caninum is the source of this 1107-nucleotide messenger RNA. RefSeq names its product Tudor domain-containing protein, related. NCBI's taxonomy places the organism in Eukaryota, Apicomplexa, Conoidasida, Eucoccidiorida, Sarcocystidae. The coding region runs from base 1 to 1107 and encodes 368 amino acids. Gene Ontology annotation, cellular component: nucleus. The transcript is spliced from 7 exons. The record is from RefSeq and is a predicted model, not a curated record.